Messenger RNA from Thermothielavioides terrestris NRRL 8126, 2048 nucleotides. RefSeq lists its product as uncharacterized. Gene Ontology annotation, cellular component: mitochondrion. The record is from RefSeq and is a predicted model, not a curated record. The transcript has 3 exons. Gene Ontology annotation, biological process: glycerophospholipid biosynthetic process. Lineage: Eukaryota; Fungi; Ascomycota; Sordariomycetes; Sordariales; Chaetomiaceae. The coding region runs from base 332 to 1798 and encodes 488 amino acids.
GAUGCUGGUAGCCGCUGCCCCGAUAUUUUCCUCGAAACGGUCCACGUUCUCCAGUUUUUGCACCGCCCGCCGAGAAGAAAGCGGAAUGAAAGAAAUGCUGUCCUGGCCGGCCAUGCUACCCUCGCCCCUCGCCUCCCAGAUCUCCACUGAGCCCACCGAGACCCCAGGACCCUGUUUUAAACUGUGUUGACACCUUCUGAUUGCGGGACGGCGAUCCACACCCAUGUGUUGCUCUGUUUCUGUUGGGUUUGGCGUCUUAUAGAUGGCUUCGGUCUAUAAAGGGGACGGUCCCCAACGCGAAAAGCCUGUCAUUCAUUCAUUUCGAUUCACCAUGUCGUCGCUCUCCGCGCCCCCGAGACCGGCCAUGUGCCCGCGGCAAGCAUCGAGCAGCAGCUUCGCCGAGGCCUUUGACGACGCCCGGAGAAAGCUGGACGAGCUCGGCGUGCGGGAGCCCGGGAAAGAAGAAGAAGAAGAGGAGACGCCGUCGCCGGCGCUGUCGUCGUCCAGCUCGGCCACCGACGAGAGCGCACCCUCGCUGGUCGACACCGAGUCUCCGAUCAGCCCGCCUACGCCCAUCGGUGCCCCGACCACGCCCGCUGCUGUCGACCCUGACGUGGUUGACAACUUCGCCUUCGCCUUCGACAUCGACGGCGUGCUCAUCCGCGGCGGGCAGCCGAUUCCCGAGGCCAUCGAGGCCAUGAAGGUGCUCAACGGGGAGAACGAGUGGGGGAUCAAGGUGCCCUACAUCUUCCUCACCAACGGCGGCGGCAAGUCCGAGGCGGAGCGGUGCCGCGACCUGUCACAACAGCUCCAGAUUGAGGUCUCGCCGGGCCAGUUCAUCUGCGGGCACACGCCGAUGCGCGAGCUGGCGGACCGGUACCACACGGUGCUCGUCGUGGGGGGUGAGGGCGAGAAGUGCCGCGAGGUGGCCGAGUCGUACGGCUUCCGCGACGUGAUCACGCCGGGGGACAUCCUCAAGGCCAACGCAGCGACGGCGCCGUUCCGCAAGCUGACGCCGGACGAGCACGCCAACUCGCGCGACCUGCUCGCGCGCGGCAACGGCAGCGGCCGGCUCAGCGACGUCGUCAUCGAGGCCGUCUUCGUCUUCGCCGACUCGCGCGACUGGGCGUCCGACCUGCAGAUCAUCCUCGACGUGGCCCAGUCGCGCGGCGGUCGGCUCGAGACCCGCUCGGCCACCUUCGACGAGGGCCCGCCCAUCUACUUCAGCCACAACGACGUGGUCUGGAGCACGGCGCACCAGCACGCGCGGCUGGGGAUGGGCGCGCUGCGGCGGGCGGUCGAGACGGUCUUCGAGGCGACGACGGGCGGGCGCGGCGUGCUGCGCACGCACGCCUUCGGCAAGCCGCAGGUGUCGACGUUCGAGUUCGCCGCGCGGCUACUGCGCGAGUGGCGCGCCACGCGGCAUCGGCAGCAGCGGCACGGCCUGCCCCCCACCACCACCCCCACCGCCGCCGCCGCCGCCGACGCCGCCGCCGACGUGCCGCCGGCGACCGUCUACUUCGUCGGCGACACGCCCGAGAGCGACGUGCGCGGCGCCAACGCCAUGGACGCCGUCGCGCCCAACGAGUGGUACAGCAUCCUCGUCCAGACGGGCGUCUACCAGGCCGGCACCGAGCCGCGCGACAAGCCGCGCGCCGUGGUCGGCACCGUGCUCGACGCCGUCCGCCACGGCCUCCGCCGCGAGAUGGAGAAGCUCGCGCUCGCGCGCAAGCCGGUCGCGGACGGGCACAUGCCGGCGCCCGUUGAGGUGCGGUGUGAUCCGCUCGUGGAGGUCUGACUGUUCUGCCCUGCCCUCCCUCACGUGUCGAGACCGAGUUGGUGUUUUCAGGGAGGCCUAAGAGCGAGCGAUGCUUCGGGUGACAUUCUGCGCGUUCCGCGACGGCAAGUUUCGGAACGACCACCGUUUAUAGAUGAUACCACUGCGAAUUCCGUUCUUUUGUUUUUAUCUUCAACUACACAUGAAUUUUUCCCUUCUCGCGUCACAGCGAGUCUUUUCCCCCGGCAUUCGCUUGCCUAUGGGCUGGCUU